UGAGAAACAUUCACCUGGACCCACAACAACAACAACAACAACAACAGCAGCAGCAGAGUCUCUGACCAACGCCGACUGUAGACAUGUCUGCUGCCAGCUGUCAGCUGACUGAGGAUCAGUUCCUGUGCUCCAUCUGUCUGGAUGUGUUCACUGAUCCAGUCAGUACACCAUGUGGACACAACUUCUGUAAAGCCUGCAUCACUCAACACUGGAACGUCAAUGUCCCCGAUCAGUGUCCCAACUGUAAGAAGCUUUUCUACACCAGACCUGAGCUGCAGAUUAACACCUUCAUCUCUGAGAUGGCUGCUCAGUUCAGACAGGCAGCUCAACAGGAAGCCAGCAGCAGCAGCUCAGAGCCACAAGCUGCCAAACCAAGAGAAGUUCCCUGUGACGGCUGCACUGGAACCAAACUGAAGGCCCUGAAGUCCUGCCUGGUGUGUCUGGAGUCCUACUGUGAGACUCACCUGGAGCCUCACCUGACAAGACCAGGUCUGAAGAGACAUCAGCUGAUGGACCCCGUGGAGAACCUGGAAGGUUGGAUGUGUCUGAAGCACAAUAAACCUCUGGAGCUGUUCUGUCAGACCGACCAGACGUUUGUCUGCAUGCUCUGCACUGUUCUAGACCACAAGAACCACAAUGUAGUUCCUCUGGAAGAAGAAUAUGAAGGAAAGAAGGCCGAGAUGAAGAAGACUGAGGCUGAAACCAAGGAGAUGAUCCAGAAGAGACGCCUGAAGAUCCAGGAGCUCAAACACUCGGUGCAGCUCAGUGAGGAACAAUCAGCCAGAGAGAUAGCAGGUGGUGUUCAGGUCUUGACCGCUCUGAAGGAGUCUGUUGAGAGAAGCCAGGCCAAGCUCAUCCUCACGAUCAAAGAGAAGCACAGAAACACAGAGAAACAGGCUGAAGGCUUCAUCCAAGAGCUGGAACAGGAGAUAUGUGAGCUGGAGAAGAGAAGCACUGAGGUGAAGCAGCUCUCACGCUCUGAAGACCAUCUCCACCUCCUCCAGAGCCUCAGGACCCUGAAGGCUGCUCCACCCACCAAGAACUGGACCGGAGUCAGAGUCCGUCCACCUUCCUAUGAGGGGACAGUGAUGAGAGCUGUGCAGCAGCUGGAGGAGACGCUCAGCAAUCAGAUGAAGAAGCUGUUUGAGGGCGAGCUGAAGAGGGUCCAGCGGUCUGCAGUGGAUGUGACUCUUGAUCCUGAUUCAGCAAACCCCUACCUCAUCCUGUCUGAUGAUGGAAAACAAGUUAAACUUGGUGAUGUACAGAAGAAUCUUCCAGACAACCCAGAGAGAUUUGAUACUAGUGUUAUUGUCUUAGCAAAGCAGAGUUUCUCUUCAGGAAGAUCUUACUACGAGGUUCAGGUUGAAGGAAAGACUAAGUGGGAUUUAGGAGUGGUGAGAGAGUCCAUCAACAGGAAGGGACGCAUCACACUUUCUCCUCAGGAAGGUUUCUGGAUGAUAUGGUUGAGGAAUGAGAAUGAGUACUACGCUCUUGUUGACCCUCCAGUCCGUCUCUCUCUGAGGUCUCGGCCUCAGAAGGUGGGGGUGUUGGUGGAUUAUGAGGAGGGUCUGGUCUCCUUCUAUGACGUAGAUGCUGCAGCUCUUAUCGACUCCUUUACUGGCUGCUGCUUCACUGAGAAACUCUUCCCAUACUUUUGGUCCAUGUCUUAUCUUUGAUCGGGACUUGUCCUUUAACUCCCACGUAAAGCAAAUCUCAAGGACUGCAUUCUUUCAUCUACGUAAUAUUUCAAAAAUCAGGCACAUCUUGUCUCAAAAAGAUGCAGAAAAAUUGGUUCACGCGUUCGUUACUUCGAGACUGGAUUACUGCAACUCCUUAUUAGCAGGCUGCUCUAAUAAAUCUCUUAGGUCCCUCCAGUUGAUCCAGAAUGCUGCAGCUCGUGUUCUCACUAAAACUAAGAAAAGAGAUCACAUCACUCCUGCACUAGCUGCUCUGCACUGGCUCCCAGUAAAAUCAAGAAUCACUUUUAAAAUUCUUCUCUUAACCUACAAAGCCUUGAUUGGUGAUGCUCCAUCAUAUCUUAAGGAGC
Molecule: messenger RNA, 2047 nt
Organism: Pseudoliparis swirei
Lineage: Eukaryota; Metazoa; Chordata; Actinopteri; Perciformes; Liparidae
Product: E3 ubiquitin-protein ligase TRIM21-like
Exons: 2
Coding region: 84-1676 (530 amino acids)
Molecular function (GO): protein binding; zinc ion binding
Source: RefSeq, a predicted model, not a curated record